This is a messenger RNA of Stegodyphus dumicola, 751 nucleotides long. RefSeq names its product TP53-regulated inhibitor of apoptosis 1-like. Gene Ontology annotation, biological process: phospholipid translocation. The record is from RefSeq and is a predicted model, not a curated record. Gene Ontology annotation, molecular function: phosphatidic acid transfer activity. NCBI's taxonomy places the organism in Eukaryota, Metazoa, Arthropoda, Arachnida, Araneae, Eresidae. Gene Ontology annotation, cellular component: nucleus; cytosol; mitochondrial intermembrane space.
GGCACAGCUUUAGUAUUAGUCCUUUUUGGCGAGAAAUUUGUUUGGCGACAUUUUGGAGUGAUAAAUGAAAAAUUAUGAUAACCUUGGUAUCCCUAAAUACUGAGCUUCAAACAUGCUGCCAUUUCUGUCCACGUAACUUUAACGAAUUUGAUAGGUAUCAGAGCUUUGAUGGCAGGAGGGAUAAAAUUGUGUGUUUUUCUUAAAGUUACUUUUGUGUUAGGCUGUAUGGACAGCAUUGGUAAAGAUUGUAAAGAACUGAAGCGACAUUAUGAAGCUUGUUUUAAUUCAUGGUAUUCUGAAAGUUUUUUAAAGAAUAAGAAUGGGGACAUGAGUAUUUGUGAACCACUUUUCCAAGAAUAUCAAAAAUGUUUAAAGAUUGCAAUAAAAAAGAACAACAUUCCACUAUGGGAAUUAGAAGGUGAAGCACUUAGCAAUGGAAAAAAAUCAGCUGAAAGUACAGAUGCUUCAUAGCAAGCAUGCUUUAAAAACAUGCAACAAAUGCUUAGUUGUGCAUAAAUGCAAAAUCACUCAUUUUUAAUGGUGCAAGCCUAAGUACAAGUUACUUCAUUUAUAGGUACUUUAUAUUUUAUGACUUGAUGCAAAGUAUGCACUGAAUUUUGCAACAAAUUAGGAAUAGUUGCUGGAAUUUAUUUGUUUCAUAAUUUAUUUAGUUUAUUUUUGUAUUUUAUUUCAUAUCCUACAAAUUUUUUCAUAUUUUAUACAUGUAUUUAAGAAUAAAUCGAAGUAAUAA